UUGGCUCACUAUUUGCUCGAUGGUUGCCACUGUCGGGUUUCGUAGUUUCGACAGUUCAGCAUCCUAAUCAGUCUUUACAGUGAUUAUAGAGAGAAAGGUAUAUUGAUACCUUUGCAAAAUUUUUUACGACGAACGUGAAGGUGUUCAUGUAAAAAGUUCUAAAGGGAAUAUAAGUCAAAAGAACUAAAAAAAGACAAUGUUGAAUCUUUGCCGUCAAGCGUUAAUAAUUAACAGUCAAAAAGUUGGUACAAGAUGUUUAGGAACAAUUAUACCAUUGCCAAAUCCUGCUGAAUUUCCUUUGGAAAAUGAACCUGUCCUUAAUUAUAAAAAAGGUAGCCCUGAAAGGGUAGAAUUGGAGAGAGCUUUGGAUAAAAUGUCCAGUGAUUGUGAGGAAGUACCCCUGGUUAUUGGAAAUGAAGAAAUUAAAACAGAUUUAUGUAGAUAUCAAGUUAUGCCACAUAAUCAUAAAGCAAAGGUUGCAAAAUAUCAUUGGGCAACACCUGAUCUAGUCAAAAAGGCAAUAGAUGUUGCUGUAAAGGCUCAGCGUGAAUGGGAAAAAUGUCCAUUUGAACAGCGUUUAGAAAUCUGGUUGAGGGCAGCUGAUUUGAUGGCAACAAAAUACAGACAGCAAUUAAAUGCUGCUACAAUGCUCGGACAGAGCAAAUCUGUUAUUCAAGCAGAAAUCGAUAGUGCAGCAGAAUUAGUUGAUUUUUUUAGAAUGCAUGCAUAUUUUGCCAAAGAGGCUUUAAAAUAUCAACCAAUUUCAACCAAUUCUAAAGAAACAUUAAAUUCAAUGAGAUAUAGAGGAAUGGAUGGUUUUGUUGCAGCAGUAUCACCAUUCAACUUUACUGCCAUUGGUGGUAAUCUUAGCUAUACACCUGCUUUAAUGGGUAACGCAGUACUCUGGAAGCCAUCUGAUACAGCUUUACUUUCUAACUGGUGGAUUUUUAAGAUAUGUAAAGAAGCUGGUGUACCACCAGGUGUAGUCAAUUUUGUUCCAUGUGAAGGUCCCGUUUUUGGUGACACUAUAACUGCUUCACCUUAUCUAUCCGGGAUUAAUUUUACCGGAUCAGUUCCCACGUUUAAUCGUUUGUGGAUGCAAACUGGCAAAAAUCUGGGGAAGUAUAAGAAUUACCCCAAAUUAAUAGGCGAAUGUGGCGGAAAAAAUUAUCAUUUCGUACACGCGAGUGCUGAUGUAGAGUCAGUUAUUAAUGGGACCAUACGAAGCGCUUUUGAAUAUAAUGGUCAAAAAUGUUCAGCUUGCAGUAGAAUGUAUGUUCCAGAAUCAUUGUGGCCAAAGAUAAAGGAAGGCCUUUUAUCGCUUCGUGACUCACUUAAGAUUGGCGACGUCAGAGAUUUUACCGUGUUUACCGGAGCCGUUAUAGAUGCUACUGCAUUUAAAAGAAUUUCUGGUUAUAUCAAACAUGCCAAAAAAUCGCCUAAUUUAAAAAUUAUCGGCGGUGGGAAAUAUGAUGAUUCGGUUGGAUACUUCAUUGAUCCGACAAUAGUAGAAACAAAAGACCCUACAGAUAAGAUAAUAACAGAGGAAAUAUUUGGCCCUGUAUUAACAAUAUACGUUUAUAAAGAUUCAAACCUCGAUGAAACGAUGAAAUUGGUAGAAUCCUCGACACCUUAUGCUUUAACUGGAUCGAUAUUCUCGCAAGACGAAAAAUGGGCGAGAAGAGCUCUCGAAGAAUUUAAAUAUACAGCUGGCAAUUUCUAUGUUAAUGAUAAAUCGACAGGCUCGGUCGUUGGUCAGCAACCAUUCGGUGGUAGUAGAAUGUCUGGAACAAAUGAUAAGGCUGGCGGACCUCAUUACGUUCUUCGUUGGGCAUCGCCACAGUCAAUCAAAGAAACAUUUGUUCCUUUGCGUGAAUACGAUUAUCCAUAUAUGAGGUCUUAGAUGCUUAUAGCUCAUAUGCUUUCCCGUAUGAUCCAUAUGCACCGUCUUCGUGUCUGCAGUAUUGUGUUAAAUUUCUGUGUUUUGGUCCACAGAUUGAACAUAAGUAAGUAGAACGUAGCAUUUAAAGAUGGGUAUAUAGAUGAUUUGAUCAUGGUCCAGACACUUUCAAUGGCAAUCAAAUUGAGUGAAUUAUUCAAUCAUGAAUACUUUUUAGCUUAGUAUCCUCGUGCCACUUUCAUUGCUAAGAUUUCGUAUUAGUAUUUAUGAAUUGUUUCUUAUUGUUGAAAUUAAAAACAACUCGCCAUUUAUUUGAUACAAUACAUGAGUAUAUGAUAUACGUAUCAUAACUAAAACAGGUUUCUACACGUAACCCGAAUUCGAUGACCUGAAACGUCUAGAGCAAAUUUCGUAUUUUUUAUGUAAACUUAUCAGCUGGAGAACAAAUUACCUCCUCUUUCUCCUCCUCCUCCCCUCCCCCUCUCACGUCCUGAUCGUACCAUUUGCAUUUUUCACAGUUCCUCGUUUCCCUUCGUUACUUGGUUGCUGGAACUUUACCUUCCGUCAUUUCCACUCGACUCUCUUUCGCUCCUCCCGUUCAUUCCUUCUUUUUUCUCUUUCUAUUUCUUUCUCUUUCACGGCACGUCGAUGGCGCCGCUUUGACGAGCCCUGGAAUGGGGUUGACAUUGGAAGACAUCGACGGAAGAAGUGGGAUUCGAUGGCUUAGGAGAAAUCGUCGUUAAUGGCUUUGCUGAAGGAUUUCCUGGCGUUCUCGGUGCUUUUUUACGAGUUUUCCGGGCGCGACGAUCUAAAGCGCUCACUCAAAUCAAGAUUUUCACCUUUUCAACGGCAGAUGAGGCGGAUGGCCAACCGUCCUCGCCUUGACGCGACGCCGUUUUUUCUUCAUCCAUCUUUCGCCGCUUUUCGUCCUCCACGAUCCAUCCUUUCUUUCCUUUCUCUAGUUGAGCCCUUUCAGGACUUCCCCCCGCCGCUUCUUUUUUCCGUGCUCGACUAAAUGACUUGUUUUUUCGAGUUCUGCUUGGAUCAUCUUGUAGCGGGAGGACGAAGGUCCCGUCUUUUGCCCGGUAAUCUGAAAUUGACGUAAUGAUGAUGGAUGCACGGUCACGAAAUUAAUCGCUCCGUUUUCAAUAUCCUUGGCUACUGGUCCUACGUUCAUCAUAAGAGAGAACCGAUAGUAUUACUCGAAGAUAUCGUAGAAAUGUUGAAUUGAAAAUGUUGUGGAAAUUAUUCAGCAACGCGGAUAAAUGUAUAAAAUGUAAAUUGAAACGCUCACUUAAAUAAUUAUUUCGUUCGUAACAGAA
Molecule: messenger RNA, 3222 nt
Organism: Bombus pascuorum
Lineage: Eukaryota; Metazoa; Arthropoda; Insecta; Hymenoptera; Apidae
Gene: P5CDh1
Product: delta-1-pyrroline-5-carboxylate dehydrogenase, mitochondrial
Exons: 8
Coding region: 197-1903 (568 amino acids)
Cellular component (GO): mitochondrial matrix
Molecular function (GO): L-glutamate gamma-semialdehyde dehydrogenase (NAD+) activity
Source: RefSeq, a predicted model, not a curated record